GGUUACGCAAUGGAGGCGUGCCGCGCAGGCGUGAGGCCCCUGCGCGCUGGAGAAUUAGUGCCGUAGCUCUUCCUUCUGGGCUGGGGUCUCGCACGCGGCUCUCGGAGAAACCCGGCCUCUUGACCACUGAGUUGCGCAGGGGAAUGGAUCCUGAUGCAUUGGGCUCUCCCGGGCAUGGACUCCCGCGGGGAGGAUGUUCCUCCUGGGCCAAAUGGAAGGCAGGGUUCCCCACUAGCCUGGAGGGCACAGGAAGAUGGGGUUCACAACUAGUCGAGACCGACAGAGGAUGCAGAUCCAGAUUCAAGGGCUCGAGAGGACAUGGAUCCCAUUUGAGUCCCACUGGAACAGGGUCUUGACUGAUUUGUUCCUUCUGGGUGAGCUCCGUACGGGAAGGACCCCCAGUAGACAGCUACCCUGUCCCAACUCACACCACAGGGCCCUCUACACCUUGCCUCGCUGGGCUGAAGGGGGUCGUGAUGGCCCGAGGGACGGAGUAUGGGACACCCUGCUGGGCUUUAUGGGACAGGACGGCCCCACGACCCGCCCCGGGGCCAGCGGUCGUCCCUCCUCUCCCGCAGGGGCCGGGUUGGGGGCGGUGCCUGGCGGGCGGGGGCGGGUCCUGCGGAGGGGCGCAGUCGCCGGGCAGCGGGUUGCGGGACUUACUGGGCAGGGGGGCUGGGGUGGGACCCGGCGGGCGCCAUGGAGCUGCUCUCGGCGCUGAGCCUAGGCGAGCUGGCGCUCAGCUUCUCGCGGGUGCCGCUCUUCCCCGUCUUCGACCUCAGCUACUUCAUCGUCUCCAUUCUCUACCUCAAGUAUGAGCCAGGAGCCGUCGAGCUGUCCCGGCGCCAUCCCAUGGCGUCCUGGCUGUGCGCCAUGCUGCACUGCUUCGGGAGUUACAUCUUGGCUGAUCUGCUCCUUGGGGAGCCCCUGAUCGACUACUUCAGCAACAAUUCCAGCAUCCUGCUGGCCUCAGCCGUCUGGUACUUGAUUUUCUUCUGCCCCCUGGACCUCUUUUACAAGUGUGUCUGCUUCCUGCCUGUGAAACUUAUAUUCGUGGCCAUGAAGGAGGUAGUGAGAGUCCGAAAGAUCGCCGUGGGCAUCCAUCACGCCCAUCACCACUACCACCAUGGGUGGUUCGUCAUGAUUGCCACUGGCUGGGUCAAAGGCUCUGGUGUCGCCCUCAUGUCCAAUGUUGAGCAGCUGCUCCGAGGAGUCUGGAAGCCAGAGACCAAUGAGAUCCUGCACAUGUCCUUCCCCACAAAGGCCAGCCUGUACGGAGCCAUACUCUUCACCCUGCAGCAGACCCGCUGGCUCCCGGUGUCCAAAGCUAGCCUCAUCUUUAUCUUCACCAUGUUCAUGGUCUCCUGUAAGGUGUUCCUGACAGCCACUCACUCCCACAGCUCCCCUUUUGAUGUUCUGGAGGGCUACAUCUGCCCUGUGCUGUUUGGGACCGCCUGGGGGGGCAACCAUCACCACGACAACCACGGUGGGUCCCAUGGCGGGUCCCAUGGCAGCGGCGGGCCCGGCUCGCCACACUCAACCCUGCCUGCUAAGUCCAAGGAGGAGCUGAGUGAGGGCUCCAGGAAGAAGAAGACCAAAAAGGCAGAUUAGUGGAUGGCCCAGAGGCCUUGAGGGGUGCCAGGGAGAGAACCCGGACCCAGGACCCUCAAAGCUGGUGCAGGGGCAUCCUGGGCUCAGCUCUCCCCUCUCCGGGCCUCGACUUCCCAGUCUGCAAACUGGGGCCAUGUUGGGGGCGGGUUAAAUGAGAUAUGGGGGUGAGGGGCAUUUGUAGAAAUGGAGGGGUCCCCUCUCUCUUUCUGCCAGGCCACUGUAGCGACACAGCUGUGUUUGGGAGGAGGCCCACAGCAUCCUGGCAGUGGCCCCAGCCAGAAACCCUAGCAGUUAUAUUCUUGGUUCUACUAUUUCCCCUCUAAAACUAUAUCUCGACUCCGAAAGAACUUCAGGUCAGGUUGAGACUCAUGAAAUUGAUGGACGGUUCCUAAGUGUCUGCUAUGAGGCCGCGGCUGCGACUUCCGUCUCUUCGUGCCCACUCCUCCUGGACGGCACCAGGCAAGCUGCCUCCUCCGAGCCUUGCAUUCCCCAUCAGUGUAGUGGAAACCCCCAGCCCUCCUCCGAGCGGAAGUGCUGGCGCGCGCCUGGAUGUGAACCAGCCUCAUAAACUCUUAAGCACCAUGCAGUCGGGAGGGGAGGCCUUGACGGAUGUUCAUCGUGCUUGAGAACAGCUUUGCAUUUUAGAUUAUUUGUGUUUGUGGAUCGGAGAACCCCUGCAAGUUACCUGGCACAGAGGAGGCCUUCAGUCAACACAUCUGGGCCAGUUGUGAGAGCUUGGGGUGGGGGGGCUGGGGAAGGCUGCUUUUGAUCUUUGGCUUCAGGCCACCCCUAAACCAAAGAAAUGCAGCUGGCUGGGCAGGGGUGCCAAGAUCCAGCUCUGUCUAGAGCCUCCGAACACUUGCCUCGGGCCCUAGAAGCUUCGGGCCUCCCUCAUGCUGGCGUCCUCCACCGCCCAUUCAGUCUUUCAGAGGAGUCGGCUUGCUCUGUGCUGAGCCUUGUGCUGCUGCUGGGCGGGCCCGAAACAUGCUUCAGGGUGAGUGAGGGGAAUGGUAGUUGAACCCCCAUCCCCCCACCCCCACCAGCCACCUUCAUCUCAGCCUGUGUGACCAGGACAUCCGAGAUAGGGUGGGUAGAUGCGGUGUGGCCGGUCUCAGGUGGGGUUUGGGCCCAGGCGGGGCUGGCUUAGAGCUGUCCUCUGCACCGGGGUGAUCAGAGCAGCAGGCUACAGCUGCAUCAAGAUCACCACGGGGUCGGCGGGGUCCCAGGUAUUGCCCAGCUGUUGGGAAAGUGCCUUGAUCUGGUGACACCUGGGAGCCGGGUGGGUCCUGAGGCUCCAAAUUCAUCCUCUUGCAUGUUUGUCAAGGCUCGGCAUGAAGGUUCAGCAAAUAAAUCUGUGGUGAAAGAA
Messenger RNA from Ailuropoda melanoleuca (giant panda), 2977 nucleotides. RefSeq names its product transmembrane protein 38A (gene TMEM38A). Bases 496 to 1611 code for a protein of 371 amino acids. Lineage: Eukaryota; Metazoa; Chordata; Mammalia; Carnivora; Ursidae. Gene Ontology annotation, biological process: potassium ion transmembrane transport. The record is from RefSeq and is a predicted model, not a curated record. Gene Ontology annotation, molecular function: potassium channel activity; identical protein binding. The transcript has 7 exons. Gene Ontology annotation, cellular component: membrane.